This is a messenger RNA of Penicillium argentinense, 2175 nucleotides long. RefSeq lists its product as uncharacterized. The record is from RefSeq and is a predicted model, not a curated record. Bases 1 to 2175 code for a protein of 724 amino acids. The transcript has a single exon. Lineage: Eukaryota; Fungi; Ascomycota; Eurotiomycetes; Eurotiales; Aspergillaceae.
AUGUCCGACAACAACGCGCACCCCGGGGUCCGCAGCUUGCUGGCCAAGUUCGAAAGCAGCGAAAGCCCCGUGGCAUCGCCCCCGUCGCGAGGAAGAACCCCCGUGCCCGCCGAUACCCCCGGAUCGUCGACCACACGCCCGCUGUCGCGCGUCCGCGCCAGCUUCGUGACGGUCGAAGGAGCCAUUCAAUCCAACCCGGGCUCGCCAUUGCGCAAGACCAGUGGACGCAGUGAUAGCCCGGGCAUGUUCGGCCCUAAGAUCAACCACGAGGACGUCGAGGCACGCCGGCAAAACGUGAUCUCUCCAACACCUGCGGGCGGCAAUGACAACGGCCAAACAAGCACCAUGGACCAGGCGAUCAAUGGGGUCCAGAAGGAAACUGCAGCCAUGAGCCUGGAAGACAAGGAUGUUCCCAAGGAACAACCUCCAUCCCGAGUGGUGAGCGGAGCCUCUUCGGAAGCCGCUUCUGUGAAGAACAAUAACCCCGCUGAGUCUGUACCAGCGCCUGCUGCUACCUCUACUGCCUCCUCUGCUGCCCCGGCUGAGAAACCGACCGCGAAGACUGUGACGAAGCGGCCCUCCAACAACCACGGCGCUAAGAACAGUGCGCCGAGCAAGCCUGUCUCGGCUUCCACUGCAGCUGCCGCGAAGUCCCCCACGAGUGCAACCGCAAAGCCCACUUCGGCCCGCGAACUGGCCAAAGAGCGAUCCAACGCGAAUGCGAUUGUUCACAAGUCGAGCCGUGCCUCUCUGAACCCUACCACCAAGCCUGCCUCUCGAACCACCCGCGGCUCGACACCAGCCCAAGCGGGCCCCAAGACGUCGACCUCGAGUCAGCCGAGCAGCAAGCCUCGUACAAAGUCACCUACCAGGCCCGCUCAUCUACCCGCCUCUGCAACUGCAUCAACCGCUGCAUCUUCUGCUAAAUUGGGUAACACAGGUGCCUCGAAUGGACGCACCACCACUACCUCAACCCUCACACGCAAGCCAUCUUCUCUCAAGAGUGCAGCUAAUGCAAGCUCGACAAGGGCAUCUGGUGCGACUUCGGGUGUUCGGAGGCAGUCUUCUCGGCCGUCCCUCGCCUCACAGCCUGCGCAAGAACGCCCGAGCUCACGGGCUAGUGACACGGGCUCUAAGCCUGUCAACGAAGGCUUCCUCGCGAGAAUGAUGCGCCCUACUGCCAGUUCCGCCAGUAAGACCCACGAGAAGCCGGAAUCCAAGAACUCUCAGAAGAGCACUUCUGCUCCAUCCAAGCCCACGAACCGACGAGUCUCGGAUCGUGGCACGGCCCAGCCAAAGGCCAGGCCAGCUGCUCUGAGACCACAGACCGAGAAGUCGCAGGCAUCUAACAAGGAGAAACUGGCGCCUCAAAAACAGGAGGCGAAGGCUCCCCAGAAGAAGAAGCAGGAGAGCGGGAAGGAGAAUGUGGAGGCCGUUGCACCGAAGGUGGAAGAGCCAGUGACUGUCGAGGCCCAGGUUACCAUCAUGGAGCAACCCGAACUUGAAACCCCAGCGGAUUCAGAUGCCACCAGCGAGAAGCCGGAGCCUGUUGAGACAGAGAGUCCUGAGGCUACUACCAAGGCUGUUGAGCCCGCUCCCAAGCCAGUCGCUGAGCCAGCUGAGCCAACCCCUGCUCAGGAAACUGCUGAGGCUCCGGUUGAGGCUCCGGCUGAAGCUCCGGCCGAGGUUCUCGUGGAGGCAUCGGUCGAGGAGGCGAAGGAGGACAGUGAGACUCCUGUUCAGCCUGCCGAGGCGGUCGAACCCGCGGCUGAAGCCCCCGCGGAAAAGGAAGCUCCAGGGGAGAAUGUGACAGAGACUGAGGUCUCGACCACCGAAGGUACUCCUGCCAAGACUAUUGUUGCUGAAGCGAACGAAGCUGAAGCCGUUUCUGAGAAGCCUGUUGAGACAGCUAACCAGGAUGUUCCCGAACCCACCGCCGUUGAGCAGGUGCCCUCCAAGGCCGAGGUCGAAGCUCCCGAAGCUUCUCAGCCCAUUGACUCUCCUGCUCAGGUCGAGGAGACUGCUCCUGAGCCUGCGACGGACAAUGUCACCCCUGAUGUCCCAGCUGAGCCUAUCGACGAGGCCCAUUCCAAAGAGCCUGUCCAAACCGAGGAUUCUACGCCUCAGGUGACGUCGGAUACAGUUGAUAUCGACUUUGCCAACCAGCUGAGCUAA